AUGGUUGAUUGCCGCUCCGGCUGGCCUGAUGACUUCUGCCCUGCCAAUAGCUCCUCAAAGGAUGGCUGCAAGAGAUACACGCUCCUGCCAGAAAGUCCCAAUUGGUUGGAGGUGCGGCGACAGCUCGUCAAGGAGAUGUUCGGCGAAGAUCGCUUGCCCAGCGACGACAAGCCGUCGGUGCCGCCGGUCACCCACAUGGUGAAUUAUCGCUUUCCCAGCUGCAUGUCGUCCAUUUGGGGUUCAGCUCCAAGCAGCGACUGUGAGAAGACCGUGCCCAUCACAGAGAUCGUGUGGCAGACGACUGCAAGACUCAAUGCGAGCUAUGCCAUGAACAUUACUUCGAAAGCCUUUUUGAGCUUCAACAGCUCUGGAUGGGCGCCCCACGGGUUCAUUUGGGGAGCGCAGCAGCCCGCACACCCUGAGCCGCCCCGACCGGGGAAGACCCUGGUGAUCUUCCAUCGGGGACAUGGCCGUGGCGAUGACUGUCCCACCUUUGGAGAUAACGAUGGGACCACCGAUUGGCUCAACCAGUUGGGCUUGGAUGUCGUCACGAUGAUGAUGCCCUUCCGAGAUUGCAACACCCAGCAGGAGCAACCCUUCAGUGGCCAUGCAUGGUUCGAACACUUUGAGAAGCAACAAGUGCCAUGGCUCCGUUUCUUCCUAGAGCCGGUGAUUAAGACCAUCAACUACGCCAUGAACACGCUUGGCUAUGAGCGUAUUCUCAUGGCUGGUCUCAGUGGGGGUGGUUGGACCACCACUUUGGCUGCAGCCGUGGAUCCGCGGAUUGAGCUCUCAGUGCCCAUCGCGGGCAGUUUGCCAUGCGACUUCCGGAAGAAGUCGUUUGACUUCGAGCAGUUUUGCGACAGCCAAUGGGCUCGGAUUGGGAACUAUACUGCUUUGUAUGUGCUGGCUUCGCUUGAAAAGCAUCGAAGCAGCCUGCAGGUGCUUCAUGAAGCAGAUCCUUGUUGCUUCCACGGCUGUGGCCGUCACAACCGGAUUGAGGAGUAUGGUCGUUUUGUGCGCGCCUCAUCUCAAGGGCUCUUCCAGACGGUUGUGACAGAAGGGAAUCGGCAUGAAGUGAAUGUGAGAGACAAGAUUCUGAUAGGAAAUCUCUUCUACCAGAUGGCUCAUGGCCACCAUGGUCAACUGAACUUGUCGAGCCCGUUGAACCUCCUGGAGCGCAGCUCGAUUUCAGGCUUCACGGAACCUGAUGAGAUUCCAGGAGAAGGUCCUUCACAGGUACCUCAACCUCCCAGACCUUUGCCACAGACAGGUGUUGCUGAAGGGCCGGUUCCUCUUUGGUCGCUCCCGGUGGCAAGUGCUGUGGGACUUUUGUUGGGCAUGGUGGUGAUGUUUGCAUGGAAUCGCGCGAAGCGAACUCAUGCUGCAUAUGUGGCCUCAGCUUGGCUCGGGCCUGGUGAUUUGUACGGGGCAGAGUGUUCUGAGCCUGAGAACCAUUCGUAA
Messenger RNA from Durusdinium trenchii, 1464 nucleotides. The record is from the annotation of a GenBank genome assembly. Lineage: Eukaryota; Dinophyceae; Suessiales; Symbiodiniaceae.